CUACCCUAGCAUCUCGACUCAAAUGUAGAUUUUACUAUCAAUCAACAAUCUUACAAUUUUCUGUCUUCAUAUUUCUACAAAAAAAAAUUCCUCAACCAAAUGAGUAAAAGACCAGCCUAUAACUUUUCAUUUGAAAAUUAUAGUUGAAAUAGUAGUGUGUUAACAACUUAAAGUGGCUUAAAUUAAGAAAGACUAGUUUAGUGACCGAGUUAUGCAUGUUACCACAAAAAAGUUGUCUGCGUUAAAAUGUAAAAAAUUAACAUCUCAAGGAUCAAAACGGUGAUGAAAGCUGAUUUUCACUUUAUGGGAGAAGAAGAAAAUCACACUCUGUUUUUCGGAAUGUUGUGAAGGAGGAAGAGCUGAAGCUGGGAAUAGGAUAAGCCGAUAGCGAAACUGUAAUGGCGGCGGCGAUGACCUCCUCCACCACUACUACUACCCACAUCCUCCAGCGACUCCUCCACCCAGCACCACGGCAGCCGCCGUUUCCCCCUUGCUUCUUCUUCCGGUCAAUUCGCUCCGCCGCCGCGAGCUCAAAACCUAGUCCCUAUGACCGCCGUUGCCGGCAAACCCCCAUCACCCUCUUCUCUGCCGCCGCCGCCGCUUCUCCUCUCCCAUCCCAUUCCGCUCUCUUCUUAUCCACUCAUUCCUUCUGUUCCCCUCCUCAAUCCGCCGUCUCGCCGGCUCUGACGUUUGAUGAAGAAGAAGAAGAGGAAUACGAAGAAGAUGAUGGUGAAUACGAGGUAGAGGAAGGCGACGCCCACGAGGGUUUUAGCGAUGACAUUGAGCUUGAUUCCGACGACGAAGAAGAAGAGGAAGAAGGGGAUGGCGAGAUAUUGAGUGCGGAGCUGGAAGUGAACAAUGGCGGCGGUGGUGGGUCGAAGGGAAUUGAACAAGCCAGCCUGCCCAAAUUGAGUGUGAAGGAGAAGAAAGAGUUGGCUUCCUACGCCCAUGGAUUGGGGGAUAAGCUCAAGUCCCAAUUAGUAGGCAAGUCUGGUGUCACAGAUAAUGUCGCCACCUCUUUCAUCGAGACCCUUGAAGCCAACGAACUCCUCAAGAUUAAAAUACACAGAACAUGUCCAGGCGAGAUGGAGGACGUGGUGCAGCAUCUGGUGAAACUAACUGGUUCCAUUGUGGUCAGUCAAAUUGGUCGAACGGUGAUCAUAUAUCGGCCGAGCAUUUCCAAAAUGAAGGCAGAAGAGAAGAGGAGGCAGGAUCGGAAAAUGUAUGUAAGGAGGGCAUCGAACAAACCAACAUUCAGGCCACCGUUUAAGGUUGAGCACGAUUCCUAUGAACCGAAAACGAACGGGCGUGGACGUCGAGGGAACAGCCGCUUCCUGUGACCUUACUGAUGGAGAUUUGUCCACUGAAGAAUCGAUACUUUAAUGGUAGAAAUCGAGAAGGUGACGGUCCAAAUUCGUUAGCUGAGAUGCAUCUUUCAGUAAAGAAAGCUGGGAUGGAUGGGAUGAAGUAGGUUGGUUUGAUGUUUCAGAUCACCUCAUUCAUCAUUUUUUGCGUCUAUGCUUAGAUAAAGCUUUCUGUUACCAUGUGGAUGGUUUUUGGACUACUGAUUCUGUAUACCAGAGAAACAGGGGAUUCAGGAAUUCGCCUUAUGGUUAUACUAUGUACUUGAGCCAAAUGAAUGAAAUGCAAAAUUGUAC
Messenger RNA from Linum trigynum, 1658 nucleotides. The record is from the annotation of a GenBank genome assembly. Lineage: Eukaryota; Viridiplantae; Streptophyta; Magnoliopsida; Malpighiales; Linaceae.